GGGCAGGGGAAUGAUGCCGUUUUUGUUUGUGUGUGUAUGUAGAUGUAUUAUUUGUAUCCACUUUUCCAGAAGUAACUAACUACACCAGUGAUUGUGUUGGUUAGCGUCACAUCUAUGGUGGAACAAUUUGGAGGCGGUGGUUUCCUUUUAACUUUCACUUUCAGCUUCCUCAAACAGAUUCUACUUAGAGCUAGCGAACUGUACUUAAAGCCAGCAGACUACGCCUGUGUUUUUAACAGCGUUAUGUUUAGCGAAAGCAGCUUGAGUUACCUCUCGUUCAUGAGUAAGAUGUGGCCGCGUGAGACAUCCAGGACACUGGCCGGUUGCUUGUGUGUUUUUCUGGCUGUCGUGUCCGCAAACUCCGAGACUGUAUCCUACAAGAAGGUGGGCGACGAAGCUGUUCUCAGACCAGGUAUCAGCGUUGUGACGGGCAUCACCAGCAUCAAUUGGAAACAGGACGGUAACAUUGCCGCCGACUGGGAAGGAUCGGCAACCGAUUUUUAUCGUCAGUUCAUAGUACGCGGUAGCCUGAACACGACAAAUGGAGAGCUGACAAUCACGGGACUGAUUCCAAUUGACAGUGGAUUGUACACAUCAGAAAUCAACAGCGAGAAGAAGACUCCAGAUCUCCGUCUCUUUGUCAUCUCUCCCGUCCCGAAACCCACUGUCGGCAUAUCCUGUGACAACGAGAGCACCAGCUGCACUCUGACCUGUGAUGGAAACACCACGGGCGCUGAACCGGUCACCUACAGGUGGAGGCCAGGCGACGAUGUGUGGACUAAAUCUCAGGAGCUACACAUUACAAAGACCGGCAACUCGAGUGUAAAGGAGUUCAGCUGUGAGCUGUGGAAUCCGGUCAGUGAGGACAGCAGCCUACCCAUCCCCAACCCUCUCCACAAAGGACUGCUGAACAUUGUCCCGGGAGUCAUGAUGUUCAUCGCUCUGCUGGUCGCUCUGCUGCUGCUGGUCGGCUUCCACAAAUGCAAAACAGGAAUGUGGUUCUUCCAAAAAACAUCCAUGCCAUGCGACUCAAACUUCUGGAGGAAGCACGAGAGGCCACCAACAGAUGCUGCUGAACUUAAUGGCACAACUGUCAAAGAGAAGGAGUGCACGGACGAGGAAGCACCAUUGUCAAAGUGACGUUAGGACCCGUCCGGUGUAAAACAAGACGAUCGGCAGUAAAGAAGUACACAUUGGAGUGGUCUGUCCUGUGGUUUUAGUACAUGUCAUGAAAAAAUCCCUUCAAGAAUAGUGUCAGCUCCAUUCCCUCUAACCUAGAAUAGAAAGAUCCGUCACAAAGGAACGGAGCCAGAUGUUAUUGCUCUGUUACAAUCUUGAAAAUACUUUCUUUUUGUCCUGCUGCAUGUUUUGAACAGAUUCCAUUCGUGUCUCCAGCUGCUAUUAACUGCCUUAUGUCCCAUGUAUUAAUACAGCAUUUAAAAGACACUAUGAAGGGGAAUAUUAAAGUUAUUUAUCACAAAAUAAAAAAGGGACAAAAAGUCCACAGUUGCGGUGGAGAACCAAAUAAAUAGCCCAGAGAGGCACAGCGGGGCCUCAAAGUUUAGACAAUACCAGGAAGCUCUGCAGGGUGGCCUCUUCUGUAGCGGACGUGCAACAGGCCCCGAGUCAUUCAAACCCUGUUAGCGUAGUGUUUAUUGUGGCUUAACGUGUCUUGGGAAAUAAAGAAUGUAUAUAAAUGGAGUGUUUUUAUAUGGGAUAUGUUUAAUAAAAGCACUGACUAUCAA
Messenger RNA from Anarrhichthys ocellatus (wolf-eel), 1745 nucleotides. RefSeq lists its product as uncharacterized. The transcript is spliced from 11 exons. Gene Ontology annotation, cellular component: membrane. NCBI's taxonomy places the organism in Eukaryota, Metazoa, Chordata, Actinopteri, Perciformes, Anarhichadidae. The record is from RefSeq and is a predicted model, not a curated record. The coding region runs from base 115 to 1140 and encodes 341 amino acids.